This is a messenger RNA of Biomphalaria glabrata, 777 nucleotides long. RefSeq lists its product as uncharacterized. The record is from RefSeq and is a predicted model, not a curated record. Bases 29 to 667 code for a protein of 212 amino acids. Lineage: Eukaryota; Metazoa; Mollusca; Gastropoda; Planorbidae. The transcript has 2 exons.
GCGCUUCUCGGGGAUUGAUCACUUCACCAUGAAGGCUUGGAUAACUUUAGGAUUGGUGAAAAAGAGAGUAAAUAAGAAAUUCAAAUAUGUUUAUGUUCUUAAUAGAGGAAAACCAAUUAGAAAGACAUCUAUUUAUAGGAACUCACACCCAUUAGCUUUGAAACACUUUUUGAAACGGAAACCGAAAAACCCAUUGACACAGAAAAUCAAUUUUCUUCACGGAAUACAUCAGGUUUUAAAAAUGACUAAAUGGUAUUGUAUGGAAUUUAUAGUACCAGAGGUUGAAGAGUAUUGCGGGACUGAUAGAAUUAGAGACAUUCGGAAUCUUAGAGUUCUGGCUAUGUCGGAGAACGCAAAUCUCUGCAACUUAGAUGAUUUAGUUGAAAGAAUUCACGACUCUGGCUGUAAAAAGGAAGAUGUUGAUACUUUAACUUACUGGGGUGCAGAGCUCUUCAAAAACCUUGAUAUACCAAAUUGUCCAUGUAGUAGUACCAUUUAUUGUCACUACUACAGAAAGAUGAAGAAAUGUCUCACCAAAGACAAUGUUGCUUUCAGUUCCAGAUAUUUAAAUUGUACUCAAAAUCUAAAAAACAAAAGAACAUUUUUUCUUACCUUACAGAAAUGUGUUGACGCCAUGUAUGUUAGUAAUACAAAACAUUAUAACUGAAUAUGAACGUACUUUAAUAGUUGAUGUUCUUUGUUUUCAUUAGCUUUGUUUUGUUUUGUGUGUGUCUGUUUUAAUCUGCAUUUAUAUGGAUAUUUGAUUCGAUAAUGUAA